This is a messenger RNA of Ictalurus furcatus (blue catfish), 4821 nucleotides long. RefSeq names its product calcium channel, voltage-dependent, alpha 2/delta subunit 4b (gene cacna2d4b). Gene Ontology annotation, cellular component: voltage-gated calcium channel complex. The record is from RefSeq and is a predicted model, not a curated record. Bases 602 to 3883 code for a protein of 1093 amino acids. Lineage: Eukaryota; Metazoa; Chordata; Actinopteri; Siluriformes; Ictaluridae. The transcript is spliced from 35 exons. Gene Ontology annotation, molecular function: voltage-gated calcium channel activity.
CCCCCCCUCCCUUCUGUUUUCCACUUCCCCUCCUCCUAGCCUGUGAACUCGCCGUGUGAUGAGAGUGUAAUCCAACUGGAUUACGUGCAGAGCGGCGGAUUGAGUCCGUUGAUUCUAGGACUCCCUGUCCGAACCCUUCUAUGGCUCUUUUGCAAUAUUGUAUGCAUUAAUGAUCAGAUUCUCAGAUUCUUUGUCCAUUCAUGAGGAUAUAAUUAUCUGAAAGGCAAAGUAUUUUAUUUCAUUUCAGAGAAGAGGGAUUUAUUUUCCAGUGGUAUAUCAGCAUUUUUGCUACUUUUAACUCUUUUUUUCCCCCCUCAAAAUGAAGAAUGCUCAACAGGAUUUUAUCAAGCAGAAGAUUUGGAGCCAACAAGCACCGGUCCAUGACCAGUGGACAUUUAUUUUUAAACAAGAAGCAUAGUGUGUGUGAUCUGAAGCUCUGACAGGGACAAUCUUGCUCAAGUCAACAUGAAUAAACGUGAACUUUGGGAUGAGACUCAGACUAAGGUUUUGGUAAAGUUGAAGUAAAGUGAAGCUGUAAAUUCCAGUGGAUGAACACUUCCUGUCAGUGAUUCAGUGGUCACAGACUUGCUUUACUGGGAUUAUGGGCAACAGAACACAGCAUUCAUGGGUCACAGUCUUCCUGCUUUACUCAGGCUGCUUGUACCUCCUGACCAACGCACAGAUGAAGAUUCCACCUGAAACGGUUCAAAAAUGGGCCGAUAGCCUUUCAGAACAGCUGAAUGCAGUUGCUGUAAAAUAUUCAGGAUCUGCACUUCUACAGAAGAAACUCAAAGAUGUGGAGCCCGUUAUCCGGAUAGAGGAAGUAAAUGGAAUUCAUUUGGCCCAGGAGUUUUCAGAUGAAAUUGAGAAGAUGCUGGGAAGCAAGAUGAAGUCUGUUAAGCGACUGGCAGAUACAGUGGAGGACGCAGAUCUAUACCACGAGUUUAAUGCAAGCUUAGAGUUUGACUAUUUCAACUCCCUGCUGAUAAACACGAUGGAUGAGGAUGGCAACUACAUUGAACUUGGUGGCGAGUUUCCACUGGAAGAGAACGAGCAUUUUAACAAUCUGCCAGUUAACACACUAAUGAGUGACAUCCAAGUCCCAACCAAUGUGUACAACAAAGAUCCAGACAUUCUUAAUGGUGUGUACAUGUCUGAGGCUUUGAAUGACGUCUUCAUCAGUAACUUCCAGAAGGACCCGACUCUCACAUGGCAGUUCUUUGGAAGCUCCACUGGUUUCUUCAGACUCUAUCCAGGCAUCAAGUGGACUCCAGACCCGAAUGGAGUGGUUGCAUUUGACUGUCGAAAUAGAAACUGGUACAUUCAGGCUGCUACGUCUCCGAAAGACAUUAUCAUAGUGGUGGAUAUCAGUGGCAGCAUGAAGGGCUUGAAGCUCACUAUUGCCAAACACACCAUAAACACCAUCCUGGACACUCUGGGGGAAAAUGACUUUGUCAACAUUAUUGCGGUAGGUCGACUUUAUCCAUUUCAGGAACCCCUACAAGGAGUAACUUUUACAGAGCAUCUAGUCAUAAUUUAUGUGUUGUUUAUCCUCCAGUACACUGAUUAUGUUCAGUAUGUGGAGCCCUGUUUCCAAGGCACGCUCGUGCAGGCGGAUCUGGACAACCGGGAGCAUUUUAGGCUGCUUGUGGAAGACCUGCAAGUAAAGGGCGAGGGGAAAGUUAAAAAGGCCAUGAAGGAGUCUUUUUGGGUGUUGAAUGAGGCCACAGCGAAUGGGCAGGGCAGCUUGUGCAAUCAGGCCAUCAUGCUCAUCACAGAUGGAGCCAUGGAAGAUUUCCAGUCUGUGUUCGAGGAGUUCAACUGGCCCGAGAGGAAGGUGCGGGUUUUCACCUACCUCAUCGGCCGUGAUAUGACCUUCGCAGAAAAUGUGAAGUGGAUCGCCUGUAACAAUAAGGGUUACUAUACUCACAUUAACACGCUGGCCGAUGUGCAGGAGAACGUCAUGGAGUAUCUUCAUGUUUUGAGUCGCCCCAUGGUCAUCGAUCACGAUCAUGACAUCAUCUGGACUGAGGCAUACAUGGACAGUGUGCUCUUUAACAGCAUGGCUCAGAGUCUGCUCCUGAUGACCACUGUGGCAAUGCCUGUGUUCAGCAAGAAGAAAGAGACUUUGUCACAUGGAAUUCUACUGGGAGUGGUGGGCACGGAUAUUCCAUUAGUGGAGGUCAUGAUGCUUACUCCUCGAUACAAGCUUGGUGCUCACGGCUAUGCUUUCCUCAUUACAAACAACGGCUACAUUCUGGCACACCCUGAUUUAAGGCCUCUAUAUAAAGAUGGAAAGAAACUCAAACCCAAACCAAACUACAACAGUGUGGAUCUGACUGAGGCAGAAUGGGAAGACAGCAAUGACACAUUGAGAACAUCCAUGGUGAAAGGUGAGACCGGUACUUCAACCUUAGAUGUAAGAACUGCAGUGGACAGAAGGAAAAGACCAUUGUUUCUUAAAAACAAUUAUUUCUACACAACCAUCAAUGAUACACCAUUCAGUUUUGGGAUGGUGUUAACACAGGGCCAUGGGCAAUACAUGUUCUAUGGAAAUGUUUCUGUUGAAGAGGGCCUUCAUGACCUUCAGCAGCCAGACCUUACCAUAGCCAAAGAGUGGACCUACUGUGAGACAGAUAUCGACCCCCAACAUCGUAAACUCACUCAGCUCCAGGCUGUUGUCCGAUACCUGACCGGGAAAGAGCCUGACCUUGAAUGUGAUGAGGUUCUUCUGCAACAAACUCUGUUCGACGCAGUGGUCACAGCUCCACUUGAAGCCUAUUGGACUGCACUGAUGCUGAGUGACACUGGCGUGGAUGAUGGAGUUGAGACAGCCUUCUUGGGGACACGCUCAGGCCUCAUGCGUGUCACCAGAUACACUGGCAAUGAGCAACGGAAGGGGAAGCACUUCCUAACCCCAGUGGACAAGGAGAAUCUUUUUACUAUGGACCAUCACCCUAUCUGGUACCGCCUGGCAGCUGAGAACAAACCAGGACAGUUUUAUUACUACGUACCUGUUGAUGAUAUCAAUAAAGACAAGAACAUGUUCGUAGCAGUGACUGCUGUAACUGUGACUGAGAAGAAGAAAACAGCACUGGCUGGAGCAAUUGGAGUCCAAAUGUCAUUAGAUCUACUUGAAAGAAGAUUCUGGUCCACAGCUAAACAGGCAAAUGACACAGAUUGCAGUAAUGUGGAUGGGUUGUGUCCUCUCAGCUGUGAAAGCAUCGAUAUUAACUGUUACCUGGUGGACAACAAUGGGUUCAUAGUGACCUCUAAGGAGAGAAGUGACGUUGGAAGAUUCUUUGGGGAAGUCGACGGAUCAGUGAUGGCUCAGCUCAUCAAAUCGGGCUUGUUUAAAAGGGUGACCUUAUACGACUACCAGGCCAUGUGCAAGAACAGCCAUCAUCACGCCAGUGCAGCUCGACCCCUGCUGAGUCCUUUCUACAGCCUCAUGGCAGCAGUCAAAUGGCUUUUCUCCAACCUCAUGCUAUUUCUUUUGGAGUUCAAUAUCUGUGGGCUGUGGCAUAAUGACUAUCUUGUAGAUGCCAAGUCUGGAUACCACACUACACACAAACAGAAGAAGGUCGAGUCCAUGGUGCCCUGUAACACUGAAUAUCCCGGAUUCAUGUAUGAUACCUCCAUCAGGGAGACCAACAGCAUCAUUAAGUGUGGUCGAUGUCAAAAGAUGUUUGUGCUCCAGCAGGUUAUGAACAGUAACCUGGUGAUGCUGGUGGUGCAGGCAGACUGUGACUGCUCACGCCAGUACUCUCCCAUCACCCUCACUCCAAGAGAAGUCAAAUAUAUCCUGCUCCAACUCUUUAUAACCGCAAGAGUGUUAGCUUGCAGAUUAACUAUCAAGCUCAAUUCAAUCCUCCCUGUGUGAAAUGGUUUUAGGUAGGAAACGGUUUAGUGGAGCUCGAUGAUCUUUUUCAUAUAGUCAUAUACAGGCAAUCAGUUUAGAUGUAAUCUAAUACUCCUAGAUCCAUUGAGCAUUCAGUUUUACUUUUGUUUUUGAAAAUUGGUUAUUGAUAUGGGUGACAGGUACUUACAGGUAUCAUGUGAAGCCACUGGCCUUCAAUUGGUGUUUAAUCGGAGAAAAACCUUAAAGCGCAAGAGCUUCUUUUCUCACUCACCAUUUACCAGUGAUGUUUAUUGUCAUAAUAAUCAGAAAUCCACCGUAGAAAUGGUCCAAAUGCUGGACUCAAAGUUCCAGAAUGCAAUGCAGCUAUACAACACAGUUGCUCUGAGUAACACAAGUUAGCGAUCUACAACAUGAUGGUGUUAAUGAUUGUGUUAGCAUGAAAGCUCAAGCUUUGGAAACUGAUUUGUUUGAGCAGAAUGUACAGAUGAGGAGGUGAGACAGCUGGACAGACUAAAGGACUAAAGAGCUGCUGCAUUGCUUCUCUUUAGGUAGAGAUGCCUUCUCAUUGCUGCCACUAUCAGGAGGUAGUCACACAGCAUUGUGGGUAAUGAAAGAAGUUUACACUAAAUGAAAGAAGUUCAUGAAGUUCAAUGAAGAUUAACCCAAACAGGUUAACUCAGAAAUCAAUCUUUUUUUGUUUGUUUGUUUGUUUUUACAAUAUAAGAUCACAUAUUGAUUAGAAAUAAUGAUAUGCAGGUCAUUUUUCCUUUAACUCCUGUGAACAUAAUGCAACAGUAAAAUGCAACAGGAUGAAAUCACAGAAGAUCCGCAGACGUCCCGAGUCCUGUCACGCAUACCAUCCUCAUGUAAGCUUAACUGCAUUUAAUUAAUACAAAUGCAGUGAUUUCUUUUUAAAUUAAUAAACUAUGUGCACUGAUAUAACUGUCUCUUAUACAGCC